CACCAUCCCCACACACUCGUCGAUCGCCUGGAUCUGCGCCUUCCUCUGGACGAUCCACAUCAAUCCACCACCUACGAUCCAAUUGAUCGAUCAUACGCCGGCAGCUAGUAUAUAUAUAGGUAGAUAGAUAGUUGAAUAAUUGAUCGAAUUAAUUAAAGUCGGAAUUAAGCAUGGGGGCCGGCGGGGUGGCGGAGGGGGUGAAGCCGGUGGCGGCGAUGGUGGUGGUGCAGGUGGUGUUCGCCGGCGUCAACAUCUUCUACAAGCUGGCGGUGGUGUGCGACGGCAUGGACAUGAGGGUGCUCGUCGCCUACCGCUACCUCUUCGCCUCCGCCGUCCUCGCCCCGCUCGCCUACUUCAUCGAGAGGAAGAACAGAACGAAGAUGACGUGGAGGGUGCUGAUGCUGUCUUUCGUCUGCGGCCUCGUCGGGGGCUCGCUGGCGCAGAACCUGUACAUCUCCGGCAUGAAGCUGACGUCGGCCACCUUCGCCACCGCCAUGACCAACCUCAUCCCGGCCAUCACCUUCGUGCUCGCCGUCCUCUUCCGCUACGAGCGCCUCGCCAUCCGCACCGCCGCCGGACAGGCCAAGGUCGCCGGCACGCUCAUCGGCGUCGGCGGCGCCAUGCUGCUCACAUUCUACAAGGGGGCGGAGGUCACACCCUGGCACACCCACCUCGACCUCGUCGCCGCCCUGCAGUCGCGCCACCACAGCACCUCCGUCGCCGGCGAGGCGGCGGCUGGGAACCGCGUGAUGGGGUCCAUGCUGGUGAUCGGCAGCUGCUUCUUCUACGCGCUGUGGCUGAUCCUGCAGGCCAAGCUGAGCCGCGAGUACCCGUUCCACUACUCCAGCACGGCGCUCAUGUGCGUGAUGAGCGGCGCGCAGUCGGCGGCGUUCGCGCUCUGCCUGGACAGGGACGCCGCGCAGUGGCGCCUGGGCCUCGACAUCCGCUUGCUGUCGGUGGUGUACACCGGCGUGCUCGCCUCCGGCGUCAUGCUGGUGGUGCUGUCGUGGUGCGUCAAGCGCCGCGGCCCGCUGUUCGCGUCGGUGUUCAACCCGCUGAUGCUGGUGGUGGUGGCCGUGCUCGGCUCCCUCCUCCUCGCCGAGAAGCUGCACCUCGGCACCCUGCUCGGCGCCGUCCUCAUCGUCAUCGGCCUCUACGCCGUCCUGUGGGGCAAGGGACGCGAGACGGCCGUCGAGGCGGCCAAGGUCGGCGACGACCACCAGCAUAUCGACGUCGUCGUCGUGGUGCAGCAGCAGCAGCAGCAGCAACGAGAUGAAGAAGGUGACGCUGCUGCUGCUACUGCUGCCACCACCACCAUGGCGGCGCAGUCAGCUGAAGAAUCAUCGGAUCGGACAGCCUCUUCACGACGCAGUGAUAGAUACAUCCAUCGUUCUUGCGGUUUCUAAUUAAUUAACUAGUGCUCCAGUAGUUAGGCUGCUAAUUCACACGCGCGCGCAUUACGGCUUGGUGGAUGAUCUGUACGAGAUGGAAGAAUGAAGCAGAACUAAUUAGUUAAUCAGGACGAUAUAUAUCAAACAAACAAAUUAAUACCAACCAACCAUUAACAAGCGAGAUCAAUUAAUGGUCCCUAGGAUGGUAGGUAGGAGAGGAGAUUACAUUGAUCAUGCAUCAUGUAUGAGUCUCAUACACAAUAUGAAUAAUCAAUGAAUUGUUUCUCCCUAAUGAAGAUGACAGAUUAUUCCAUGUCUAGUCUCUGAUUGCGCUGCAGUCAAUUGUCAUGUCGCCAUUCUUCUCGAGUUGUUCUUCUUGCUCGUUGUAACAGUGGCACAACCAUAUUUGCAAGGGAAAGUUAAUUAAGCGUGUGUUGCAGCAGG
Messenger RNA from Oryza brachyantha (malo sina), 1835 nucleotides. Its product is annotated as WAT1-related protein At1g68170-like. The record is from RefSeq and is a predicted model, not a curated record. The transcript has 3 exons. Gene Ontology annotation, molecular function: transmembrane transporter activity. The coding region runs from base 171 to 1406 and encodes 411 amino acids. NCBI's taxonomy places the organism in Eukaryota, Viridiplantae, Streptophyta, Magnoliopsida, Poales, Poaceae. Gene Ontology annotation, cellular component: plasma membrane.